CUGCUGCUUAUGCCAGCGCUGUCUGACACAUGGGGGGACUCCGUUUCCCAGAGUUCCGUAGGGCGCAGGCGCAGAUCGCGUUGCCUAAGAGUGGUAAACAGACGUCAGAAGGGAGUCUUCGCCUCGAGUCAAAACAAAACAAAGCAAAAUAAGUCAAAAAGAGAGCGAAGAAGCGGAUAUUUGGAUCGCUACGACGACAGAAAGUUUCUCAAAACUCGCCUAGGACCUGAAACGGCUGCUCGACGGAGCCUAUCUGAGGUUUUUCGCGGAGUUUUUCACGGAUUGUAAACUCUGGAGUAGCAGGAGCUUAAGCAGCUAGCGUUGCGGUGGCUAUCGUGCUGUUUGGAAAGUGCGGCGGCGACUUGGAGCCGACAGACCCGCUGACGGCUGAGCUCCGCUGAGUUCCCUGGAACAAACUGUGGGAUUCCUUCACCGAGUCCGCUAAACUAGACUGGAGUUUAGUUUAGCGGGCGGUGUGUGAAGUGUUUGACCGCCGUGUGAGGCGGCAAGACUGUGGGAGAAACAUGGCAGUUGGUGACAUGCGCCUGGCCGCAAUGUGGCGUAUGGAAAGGACCUAAGGCACGGACUUCAGGACUACGGUUUUUUUUUAACACUUAUCCUAUUUUUUUUUUUUUUACUACAAUAAACUUUAUUAAGUUUUAAGGUUAGACUAAAGCACAUUCCCUUCCCCUUUUGUCUCUUUUAGACAUAAGUUUGGAUGUUUAAAUCCCAGACGGGACACAGAGACAGUGGACAAAGUCUCAGGAUUGUUUGCACAAAGUCGCUCCUUGGACAUUUUUACUAUUAACUCUAAUUCAGCCGCGCUGGUUAGUGACUGCUGAUUUUUAUAUUCUUGCUACUUUUUGUUUGUUUGUUUGUUUUUAUUUGCAAACGUGCUCUUCAAACAUAAAAAAUAUGUUUGACGGAAAAGUAUGAAAAAAUAAUCUGGAAAUUUGGUACAGUAGGAUAUUUUCACUCAUUUCUAAAAUAUUACUUUGGUGAUUUUAAAAAACUUUUUAUACUUAACUAACUUAUUUUUUUUUUUUAUAUGAGCAGAAACCUCUGUAGAUCCAGAUGUUUAGAUGCUCAUUGACACUCCUUCACUGUUGUUUGUGUUUCAUUGAAACAAAGAGACUUCUAUAUAUAUAAAUCGGAAGGUUUAUGAUAGUUACUAUUAAGGAGAUUAUUUGGGUUCCCUAAUCUCCAAUCUGAGGAUUAACAGAGGCCAUUGGUGUGUCCAGAUUAUUGCGUCUCCUUUCUAGGCCCCUUAGUUGAAGCCCCCGUUGUGACUGAGGUAUAUAUGUGUGUAUAUAUAUAGAUAUAUAUAUAUAUACACACACAUAUAUAUAUAUUUAUGUCAGCAACUUUUAAAUUUACAUUUAAAUAUUAAAAAGGUAAAUGUUUUAGGAGAACAGAACUUUGUCAGAGGGAGUUUAGAGAACCAGCAUGGAGGAGUCUUCAAUGCCCCCCAUCGAUCCCGAUUUUGAGCCGCAGAGCAGACCCCGCUCCUGCACAUGGCCGCUCCCGAGGCCCGACAUCUCGGCUGUCAAAGUAGAAGGGGCGGAUGGCGCCGAGUCCGCAGCCGGGACCCCGCCCGCAGCCGACGAGGACAAGCCCGAACCGCAGCAAAUCAUCUCCGAGCCUGAGAAAGCUGCUGCCGCGGCGGCGGAGGAGGGCGGGGUUGUGGCCGGCGUGGGCGGAGCCGGAGCGACGCCCCGCAAAGGAUCCUCCCGGCGCAACGCGUGGGGGAACCAGAGCUACGCGGAUCUGAUAAGCCAGGCCAUCGAGAAUUCGCCAGAGAAAAGGCUGACCCUGGCUCAGAUCUACGACUGGAUGGUGAAAACUGUGCCUUACUUCAGAGACAAAGGAGACAGCAACAGCUCUGCCGGCUGGAAGAAUUCAAUCCGCCACAACUUAUCACUCCACAACAAGUUCUUGAGGGUUCACAAUGAGUCCACAGGGAAGAGCUCCUGGUGGAUGCUCAACCCCGAGGGUGGGAAGACGGGGAAAGCCCCCCGCCGCCGAGCCGUCUCCAUGGACAACAGCAGCAAGCUGCUGAAGAGCCGCAUGCGAGCCAAGCAGACCAAGAAGCAGGCUGGAGCGGCCGGCGGUGGCGGCGUGCUGCAGGGAGACGGCGCAGGCGGUUCUGCCGGCGCUGAGAGCCCCAACUCGUCGCAGCAGUUCCCUAAGUGGGGCGUGAACAGCAGCAGCCCGUCAUCGCGUGGCAGCCUGGACGAUGCUGACAUGUGGACCACCUUCCGCCCACGCACCAGCUCCAACGCCAGCACCUUGAGCGGCCGCCUGUCGCCCAUCGCCCCAGGCCAGGAGGACGAUGACAGCCUGCCUGACGACGGCCUGCUGGGCCGCUACGCAUCCAGCAGCCUGACCCCGACGCUCACAGAGACCGUCAUGGAGGAGCUGGACCUGAUCGACAACCUCACCCUGAUGACGGCGCAGCAGGGCGCAGCCAGUCCCAGCACGGCGCCGCCGGCACCGCCCACGCCGCUGCCCUCCGCUUCCACCUUGCUUCCGCGCGGCUCCGGCUUCACCUCCUUCCACCAGGCGCACUCUGCCGCCCAGCCCGCCGUCUCCCUCAAAGAGCCGCCGGCGUCCUUCAGCAACUCCCUCUUCAACCCCAUGAGCAGCUCCAGCGCUCACGGUGGCGGCCGCUACAGCAGCCAUGUUCCCUCCAGCCUGGAGGCGCUGCUGACCUCUGACUCCCCUCCACCCAGUGACGUGCUAAUGGCCCAGGUCAGCCCGCUCAUGGCGAACUCUGGAGGUCUUGGUCAGAUGGGUUUGGGCGUGCGAGCCAAACCCGCUCAGCUGCAGCUGAACAAAGCGCUGGAGGCGAACGCCAUGACGCCGAUGGCGAUGCAGACCCAGAUGCAGCCGCCGCCGCCACAGCAGCAUUUCCGCCACAACCACCAGCAGCAUCAAAUCGGACUGGGGAUGAUCCUGUCCGGACUCUCCCAGGACCCGACUCCCCUCUCCACUCUCAAAACCCACCAGGUGCAAACCAUCAGCGCUCAUCACACCGCCACCGCUCCGGCCCCAGCAGCCAAUCAGAGCCUGAGCCUGCCGGCGGUUGGUCCGUUUGGCGCUCCGACAGGGUUCCAGCCCGGUCAGGAGCGACUGCCCACGGACCUGGACAUAGACAUGUUCACCGAGAACCUGGACUGCGACGUGGAUUACAUCAUCAACAGCGACCUCAUGGACGGAGACGGCAUGGAUUUCAACUUUGACCCCAUCCUGCCCGGAGGUCAAGGCUACACAGGGCCGACCACCACGCAGGGCUCGGCCCACAGCUGGGUGCCCAGCUAAUCCAGCAGAACCGCAUCAGGAUCUCACCUCCAGUCAACUUAACCUCACUAAAACAGCAGAACAACUGGUGCACCGCCCCCUGCUGGAUGAAAACAGCAAAUCCAACAUCUGACCUCACGUCACUUGCCAAGACGUUCGGUUACAGGAAGGCAACUAUGCACUGCUUUCUUUUUAUUUUUCUCUAAAUGAUUUUUCUUAACAACACUUGGCAACAAUUUGGCUGCUUUCUUAAGAACCGGAACUGAUGACUUUAUUAUUAUUAUUAUUGUUAUUUGUGUAAAAAAAAAAAAAAAAAGGCGAGAAAAGAAAAGAAAAAAAUAUAUUUUUUGGAGUGUAAAGACAAAUCAUCAGAGGUUGCAUUUCAUGUCAUGUUAUGCCGCAGCAGCUGUAGAGAUGGUACGUCCAGAUCAAGCUGGCGCUGGUUCUGAACACUUUAUUCUUGUUUUUUGGCCAGUUUUGCACCAGCGCUCGCUCGAUGCGUUGCUGUGCAGUCGACUGAAAGAAGUGCGGGCGAUCAAGCUGCACAGACCCGAGAGAGAAACGGAGAGUUGAGAUCAGGAAGACUAACGGACUGGACGACCUUUUGGUGGCUUUACAUCGACCCUGUAAAUUUAACUCAAUUGGAGUUGUUUUCCUUCUGUUUGGCAUUUUUUGACAAGUUUGCUAUGAUAGAAACCAGCUAGAGGGUGUUUUUGUUUUCUCUAAAUCCCUGAGGUGCAGUUGAACUAACAAAAUGAAGAAAUCGAACGUGUGUGGGCAUUUCAAAGUAUUACACGCCACCAGAAUGCCUCCGCUCUCUUAUCGUUGUUGUUUUUAGGUUUUCCUCCUUGAGUCUUUGCAUUUUCAAAGCACUUAGGUUUCCUGCCACACAGGGACCCCAAACUGUAAAAAUUAGUUUGUCGUUUCAACAAAUAAUAAUAAUAAAAAAAGAGUAUAUAAUCCUUUAAAAGAGACGAUGAAAUGAACACGUUGCACCUGUACUUGACGGCACGCUAUGCAGAUUUAUCAGGAGACAGAAAUAAAACCUUGAAGGAAAUCAAAGGUUUUUGUUGUUGAACGUUCUCCUGGUUACUUGGUGAAAUAUUCAUCCUCACUAAACGUCUCGCGUUUUGUUACAAAAACAAACUCCAAUGUGUUCUAUUGGGAUUUUAUGUGAAAGCUGGAACAUUUCUCUUUGCAAAUAUCUGAAAAUUGUGGCGUUCAAUUUCCUUUUGCUAUAGUUCUAGUUUUGUCUCUACCAACUUCUUGCAUCUGGAGACAGAGACACAUAGGAUUUGGUAUAUCUGCAAAUUUGUUUUUGUCGGCUUCUGUUUUUAAAAAUCCAGAAAUUAUCAUUUUUUGAUUGAUAGAUUUUAAAACUCUGAUUUUCCCAUUUUAGCGUGUACAUCCCAAAAAAUAUGCAAAACCCCCCCAAAACAAAACACUUUUUCAGUUUCAUUUAUAAAUUAAUUGACUUUUGAAGAAAGUUUUACAAGAUUUUUAAGGUGUAAAUUAUUAAACAAUGCAUGUCACACUUUUCAGAUUUAAUUUUUUUACCUGGUCACAUUUUUACACCACUUUAUUCUAUUUUUUCACAUAAAAUUCCAAUAAAACAUUAAGGUUUGUGGUUUUAGCGCCUCAAAACGUGGAAAAGUUUCUAAAAGGAUGUGUAUUUUUGACAAGGCGCUGCAAAACUGUUGUUUUUUUUACAGAGCAGGAGCUUGUAAGAGUCUCCUCUCACACUUUAAUUUUUAAAUACUAACAUGAAAGCAAUUAAAUCACAGUGUGAGAGGUACCAGAAAAGAAUAUAUUUGAUUAUAGUUUUAAUAUACAAUCUAGGCUGAGAUGAUAAAUCAGAUAUUAAUACGUAUAUUACUAAUAACAAGUGAUGUUUUUUUUUUUUACAUUGGAAGAAGCAUUCUCAGAUUUUUAACGGUGAUUUUUCUAUACUUUUAUUUUUGUAAAGGACAAAAUGCAUGUGGAUUUUUUAUUAUUUUUUUACAUAACCAAAGGAACACUAAUAUUUGCAUGGCAUUUAAAAAGCGCUUGGCCCUGACACGGCAUCUUCUGUGUACAUAAGCUUCGCAAAGCAGACCUGUAAUGUGAUUUUUACUUUUAUUUUUUAUUGGUAAGAUAAAGGAGGCGAAUACUUGAUUAUGUCAGCUACGAUUCCCAGCCACCUGCCUCGCGCUUUUUAUUUGUUUUACUCUGAAAAUCUGCGUCGGUUCUCAUCUCAAAACGAGUUACCUCUCAGAAGCAGGAAAACAGCUGCGUGCAGAUUUAAUCGGAUAUUUAUUUUGCACAAGACUGGAAACUCAACAUGCCAUGUCUUUGAUUUAAUUUCCUCUGAGAAAAAAAAUAGCUGAACUAAAAUUAAACUUCCUGUUUUGUUUUUUUUCUUUAAAGAGUUUUCAUGUUUAGUUGAUCAGCCAUGUGUAUCAGUGCUAGUUGUACUUCGUUUUCUUUAAUCUGCCAAUAUCCAAAACACUAGAGCACGAUGUUGCUUUGUAGCAAUACUUAAACCUAUCAUCUCCCGUCUUUUAACAUUUUGUUUUUGUUGGUUCUGUGGUCAGAAAUAACACCCACCCUGCAUCUUGAACUCAUUUUUUCACAGUAGCAUUGUUAAAAAAAACAAAACAAAAAAAAAACAUUAAAGCACUCUCCUUUUUUCCCUCCCCACAAAUGUUUUAUAUCUUGUUUUUGUUUUUGCGAAUGAUGGUGCUAGAUGACAUCAGUGCAGUCGGUGCAUAUCAGGGCCUUUGUAUUUUGGAUUAUUAUAGCUAGGAUGCAACCAGAACUUUUUGUUUUGUUUUUUUCUGAUAUGUACAAUUUAACUUGGAAGCAAAAGUCAAACUUCUUUAAUUAUGCAUGAUUUUAUUAAGUAAUAUCAGUAAUUAUUUUAGUCAUAUAUGCAACCAGGCUUGUUUUUGUUUAAUAUCUGAUAAUUCCCAGCUGAGAGGCUGCAGCAGCUUCUUUUUCUCCAGUUUACGGUCGCUGCCUCUGUGGUGUUUAUUACCUGGCUUGUAUCUCCAAAGCUGACACAACUUUCUGCUUGUUCUUAUUCUUCUGUUAUUGUUGGUAGCAGUUAGUUCCUGUAUGGUUUUAACUUUCCCCCCCAUUUGUUACAGCAUUAAAAGUUGGCAUAAGGGGACGAUGGGUUGUGCAGAAGCCAAUUAAUGUUUAUGGUUUUUAAUCAUGUGAAUAUUUUCUUCUUCUUUUCUUUACACUUUGUAAAGUCAGCCAGAGAUAAACGUAGAGAUGCAGAAAUCAAUUCAAUAAAAUGUUUAACCCA
This is a messenger RNA of Gambusia affinis (western mosquitofish), 6592 nucleotides long. It is a transcript of the gene foxo4, whose product is annotated as forkhead box O4. The record is from RefSeq and is a predicted model, not a curated record. The coding region runs from base 1447 to 3321 and encodes 624 amino acids. Gene Ontology annotation, biological process: regulation of transcription by RNA polymerase II. The transcript has 3 exons. Gene Ontology annotation, cellular component: nucleus. Lineage: Eukaryota; Metazoa; Chordata; Actinopteri; Cyprinodontiformes; Poeciliidae. Gene Ontology annotation, molecular function: RNA polymerase II cis-regulatory region sequence-specific DNA binding; DNA-binding transcription factor activity, RNA polymerase II-specific.